This is a messenger RNA of Rotaria socialis, 1515 nucleotides long. The record is from the annotation of a GenBank genome assembly. Lineage: Eukaryota; Metazoa; Rotifera; Eurotatoria; Philodinida; Philodinidae.
AUGUUUUUCUCUACUACUAUUGCGCUUCUAGUAAUAUUUCUUCUUACUAUUUAUUGGUAUUUGAAAGGUAACGGAACUAAUCAUAAUAAAAAAUUGCCUGGCCUCGAACCACAAUGGAUAUUUGGUAACUUACGUAAUACUGGUGUUAUUUCCGGUCGAGUAGUCCUUUAUGAAGCUUUAGCUGAGCUGAAAGCUAAAUUUGGUGACGCCUUUUCAUUUUGGCUCGGACCUUAUUAUUCAAUAGUUCUUUCACGUAUUGACCAUGUUCAACAUGUCUUAGCAGAUAGACAUACAUAUGAUAUAGCGGAGACUACAACCCGCAAUUUCGGAGUACUUUUCCCAACUGGUCUAAUUGCUCUGCGAGGAAAUGAAUGGAAACGUCAUGCACGAUUCAUUCUUCCGAUGCUCAAACGAGCCAAAGUUUUACCAUAUCUUGACACAAUUGUUACCUGCACCGAUCGUUUCAUUGAUGAAAAAUUGUCUCGACGAAAUGGAGAGAUUCAUAUGGAUUUAGUUGAACAGUCUCAACGACUUUUGCUCAGCAUUAUUGGGUUUAUCGCCUUUGAUUAUGACCUCGAGACAACAUCUACAAGUGGUACUUUUGACCUGCGAGAUGCUUUCAAUGACUUUGUUCGCAUCGGAAACCAAUUCAUUCUAAUCAGUGGCGUUCCAUUAUGGCUCGGCAAAUUGAUCUUAAGAAUGAGUUCCCAAUAUCAACGAGCAUUACGUACUAUGAAACAUUAUGUGACGAACAUGAUUAACGAGGAGAAAGCUAGACAACAAGAAGCGACUAAUUCAAUCAGAUCAAUCAAUCUAAUUUCUUCACUUGUGUCAGCCGUGCAACUCGAGUCAUCAGAAGGAGUACCUUCAUUGGCUCCAAAUGAAGUAUUCGACGAGGUAUCUCUCUUAGUAUUAGGAGGUUUUGAGACAACUUCAACAGCACUCUCUUGGUUCAUUUUCUAUAUGUCGAAGUAUCCAGAAGUUCAGGAAAAGAUGAAAGACGAGUUAAAAACGCAUAAUUUAACACUGAAUACAUCUCUUACACAAGAUGUACUCGAUUCAUUGAUCUAUGUUGACUGUGUGACAAAAGAACUUCUUCGAUUUGCACCGAUCGCUACGAUUAUCUCACGAAAGGCUACUCGCGACGACAUUAUAGACGGCAUUGAGGUGAAAAAAGACGACACGAUCUUGAUCGCUGUUCAAAGUCUACAUUUUGAUCCUCGUUACUGGAAAAUUGACCCGUCAAAAUUUAUUCCAGAACGCUUUCUUUAUGAAGAUAAAAAUCCACCCCAUUGCGCAUACAUGCCUUUCGGAGGUGGGCAUCGUGCGUGUGCUGGUCAAGACUUAGCUUUCUUCGAGUUGAAAACAAUUAUUACACGAUUGAUGCAGCGUGUCACGUUCGUAGAUCCUGGUAAUGAAGCAAAUAAUUCUGGUGGUAUGGUUCAACGUAUCACAUGCUAUCCAAAAAAUUUGGCCAUACGUGUUUAUGUCGAUAAAGAUUAUAUGGUAGUCUAA